AUGGCAUCAGAGGCUCUCGGCGAGGCUGACACGAGCUCUGCUUCGAACGCGCCGUCGGACAAGGCUGCGGCUGCGGCUGCGGCUGCGCUGCCAGUCAGCGACAACGGCGCCAACAACCAGCAGACGCACGCGUCGGAAUCGCAAGCAGAUGCGAAUGGCCAGCAGCAGAGCAACGGCGGCGACAAGGACAGCAGCGGGAGUACAGCAUCGCAGGGAUCGUCUGCUCAUAAGGCAAACGUGGUGUUAUGCGGCGUCUGUGGAAGCAAUCCUGGGAAAUACAAAUGCUCACGAUGCCGUCUUCCUUACAAAGCCCAUCAGCAAAACCAUCCGCCAGACGCCCCGAAAGAAGAGCCCAAGCCGACGAAUCAGUCCUCGAGCGAGCCGCCGGCAGCAAGCGCAAACGUGCCUCCGCAGGCUGCCAUCGAUCCGACGAAUCCCUUUAGCGUUCUGGCGACAUCAGAUAAGCUCCAGCUCCUCUUCAAGAAGUAUCCCAACCUACCAAACCAGCUUCUCGAGAUCCACGCGGCGACUCAGCCGCCGUCAGAUGGCCCAGACGCUGCGGCCAGAGCCAUACCCGCGUCGCUCAGGGAGGGCCUUCCAGUGAACACGGGCAGGAAUACUUGGAACCACGACAUUGGAAUCAAGAACGGCAAGGCAGCGUUACGAAGGGCGCGCAAGGCCGACGGCGAAGACGGCGAGGCGAUACGAGAAUACACCGAGCUGAUUGUGCACAUCAUGAACGAGACGGAGGACAGGAACAGCACCGCUGCCUACGUGCAACGACAGGUUGCUGAGCAAGACACGGCCCUCAUUGAACGUCUACUUGCCGAAGAGCGACGUCGCGCAUAA
Messenger RNA from Trichoderma reesei QM6a, 849 nucleotides. RefSeq lists its product as uncharacterized. Bases 1 to 849 code for a protein of 282 amino acids. Lineage: Eukaryota; Fungi; Ascomycota; Sordariomycetes; Hypocreales; Hypocreaceae. The record is from RefSeq and is a predicted model, not a curated record. The transcript is spliced from 2 exons.